This is a messenger RNA of Rodentolepis nana, 954 nucleotides long. NCBI's taxonomy places the organism in Eukaryota, Metazoa, Platyhelminthes, Cestoda, Cyclophyllidea, Hymenolepididae. The record is from the annotation of a GenBank genome assembly.
AUGGCUGACAAUACAGUUUCUAAGAGCACUCAGAGUGUUCAGACCGAUGAUCUCUCCCAACUAUCAGACAGUUUUCGAAAGCAAAACCGCCGAAAACUCGCGACUAAUUUCUCUCAGGCUCUUCUACUUUCUCCACCAAGCUCGAUGCUAUCUCCGACUCCAUCAAGUCGGAAAUCCUCUUCUUUCUUACAUCAGCCUAAAGCCAACUUGAUCUUGGCAUAUGAAACAAGAGAUCGAAAUGGGAAGAAAAUCGAUCAGCCAUGCUUAAUCGUAGAUGGGGUAGAGAAGCAAGUUCGACUCCUUCGUCCAUCUGCAGAUUCUUCGCCUACCUCCGGAGGUAUUUCCAAUGCCCCCAAGAACUUUCCUUGUGAUGGCGCCUUUUCCGAGCAAGAUACAACGGACUUUUGUUCCGCAGUACUGAGUGAUCAAAUUGUCUCCCUUGUAAAUGGCAGUAACGGUUGUGUAAUCUACCUGAACGCUAUCAACAAAAGGAAUGCAUCACGGUUCAUUGGGAAUGAUUCAAAUGCCAGCAGUUUUGGACUGGUCCCAACUGCUAUUCACAGCCUAUUCAGCGCACUCAAUGAUCAACGUUCAACACAUUUCUACUUCACAGUAUCUGCGCUUGAAAUUCCCAACAAUACCGACCACUCAUCGAUUGAUCUUUUAUCAGAACUCAAAAAUGAUGUGGAUCCCGAGGGAAGGCAAGUCGAGAAACUGAAAUCCGGUGUCUUUACUUGGAAAAGAGCGCUCUCUUCUUCCCGACUAGAUGAUGAGAAAACAGAGUUAGUUGCAGCUACAGUAGCAGAAGCUGCUCAUUAUCUCGAUAUUGCUCUUGAGGUAAGCAGACGUCAUCAUGAGGUAUCUGGCUCUGCGAAAUCACAGAGACAUUUGCUCUUCACCUUCAAUAUCUACCGAAGUCAUUCAGGACUAUCAGCUACCGCACCAAGUGAGUAA